This is a messenger RNA of Desarmillaria tabescens, 1606 nucleotides long. RefSeq names its product voltage-dependent anion channel. Gene Ontology annotation, molecular function: malate transmembrane transporter activity. The transcript is spliced from 13 exons. The record is from RefSeq and is a predicted model, not a curated record. NCBI's taxonomy places the organism in Eukaryota, Fungi, Basidiomycota, Agaricomycetes, Agaricales, Physalacriaceae. Gene Ontology annotation, cellular component: membrane. Gene Ontology annotation, biological process: malate transmembrane transport. Bases 164 to 1384 code for a protein of 406 amino acids.
CUUCCGAUAUCUUCCGAUGGGGCCCAUUGCAAUGGCCGUGGGUGGAUGCUCGGCCAGCGUGUUUGCCGUGCAAAAUUCAUGACGAAAAUGAGUGAAAAGGCCUGAGGUCGUAGCGCACAUUUUCUCCCACUGCUUUCUCUCGUUGUACGAAUUCCUCCCCCCGAUGUCUCUCAAUCGAAUCGCUGAAGCUACUAUUACAAAGACACCGAAUAGAGUUAGCUCACUUACUCGCCACAUACAUGGCUGGUCCUGGCAGUCGUUUCCAAUUGGAAUGGGGACGGGCGCUGUCUUCGUGACGCUCUCUGGAUUGAAAGAGCAUCCUAGUUGGUUGACGUCGGUAGAAACCGGGUUCUGGUCUUUGAACAUGGCCAUUUUCCUACUGAACGUCAUUGCAUUAUCAGUCCAAGCGCUCGAGUUCCCUCACCGAGCUUGGCGUCUGCUGCAAGAUCCGGUGGAAGGGCUUUUCCCUCCGAUGAUGGUGCUAUCAUUUGCUACGAUCAUCAUCGGGACGAUCAACUACGCAAUUAUUAAUGGACCUGCCAGCGGCAACGUCGCGUAUGUCUUAUUUUGGAUUUACGUGGGCUUGUCUCUGAUGACUUGUUUCCCAAUGCUCAUGAUCUGGUUCAAUCAACCUCACGACAUAUUGCGCUUCACACCCGGUUAUGCUUUUUUAGUGUUUCCUCUGAUGCUUACUGGGGUUGUCGCAUUUAAUGUUCUGAGGGUUAUGGACCCUUCGGACCCCAGAGCAUUGGGAGUAUUGUUUGUCGGGUACUUUUUCCAAGGCCUCGGGUUCUUCAUGACCUUCUUCUAUCUUGGCAUUUAUCUGUUGCGGCUUGUCAUGACGGGCUUUCUAAAAGGACACCAGGCCAGUAGUGCCUUUGUUGCUUGCGGUCCUCCAGGUUUCACUGCCCUUUCUUUAAUCAACUUAGCCGAUCACGCUAGUGUUAUUCUACCGGCGCAUGGCAUCAUAUCCAAUGCUGCCGGGGAGAUUUGGUAUGCUGCAAGUGUGAUGGCAGCCCUUUUACUCUAUGGUUUGGCCGUCUUCUUCUUCCUCCUUGGGAUUAUACCGUACUGGUUCAAGCUCCACAAAAGUUUGGACGAGAUAUUAGGAUGCUGGGCUCUGACAUUUCCAAAUGCGGGGUGGAUCUCCACUACAGGUGUACUCGGGAAAAUCUUGAAUAUUCAAGGUCUAUUCAUUGUCCACGUCGUCAUGGACACCCUUCUUUUUCUCACUUGGUUGGUCUUGAUCGUCCUAACCGUCAAGGCGAUUUGGAAGGGCCUCAUCUUCAACGCAAAAGAUGAAGAUGUUCUCAAGGACUCCAUUUUUACUGUGGAUGAGAAGGUUACUGCUGACAACCACUCGGAUGCUGGAACUUUGGUUUGAACCGUAUUAUUUUUGGACCACACAUUCUUGGGCUCUUUCGGGAACAGAUACAUAUACCACGCUUUGAUAACAGAUAUAUACUUAGACCUUCAUUUCUUGGAUAGAUUCAUACAUAGAUUGUGCAUAGCGGAUAUUUAUAGAGCAUUGUAAUACCUUAUAGAAUAUCUCUUCUUGUCGAUAGAGCAUAUACAUCUCGUAUUCAUUUCAUUGGGUUUAAAAAGG